Messenger RNA from Aureobasidium vineae, 459 nucleotides. The record is from the annotation of a GenBank genome assembly. Lineage: Eukaryota; Fungi; Ascomycota; Dothideomycetes; Dothideales; Saccotheciaceae.
AUGGCGACGGUCUCGCAACCGCCGCAGACACCGCCGUCGCAACCGCCUCCACCACCGGGAACCACUGUACCUCAGACCAGCCCUCAGCUCGUGCCAUCGCGUCAACCACUACCUCUAUCCGCCUCACAAGAAGGCCAAGUGCGAGAAAUUUACCACAAACGAGUACGGAACAAGUGCGCCGAAGAAGUACGACUAUUCGCAGCAUGUGCCACCAACCGUACCUUCACCGCGCCCUUCUAUUGCCGACCCGAACGCCGCCAGAUGAACGCCUGCAUGCUUCAGUACGCCAAUCAAGCCGAGCAGGACGCCGCCCGAGAGGAGUGGUUUGCUACUCGCGAUUUGCGCCGCAAGGAGCGAGAAGCCAAGGAAGAGAAGAGGAAAGAACAGGAGAAGUUCCAUCGCGAGUGGUGGGGUUUGGAUGAGCAUGGCAAUCGCGUCGAAAAGAAAGAUGUCAAGUAG